Didymodactylos carnosus is the source of this 333-nucleotide messenger RNA. The record is from the annotation of a GenBank genome assembly. NCBI's taxonomy places the organism in Eukaryota, Metazoa, Rotifera, Eurotatoria, Philodinida, Philodinidae.
AUGGGUCUCCGGCCGGUGUACCAUGUCCUGGCAGGAACAAUGAUCGGUCUUCGAAUGAAUCCAAAUUCAAUUUCUAUACCGAUGAUUCGGAUUCUACAAACGGCACGAAUGCGACGUGCAGUUACCGAAGAAUCAAUGAAAUAUUCAUCAAGAUCACCAACACCAUGCAACUGGAGAUUAAAAACAACGAUACAUUGUUUUCGAGGGUGUAGAAAUCAUAAUAUUUGUGUAGUUUAUCAUUUAAUCAUUGAUGUUGACCGUUCAUCUACUCCACGAAGUGGCGCUUUUUAUUCUUAUCAAAAUGCCAACGUAUCACCACACCUUAUUGGAUAA